UUUCAAAAGCGUGGCCAAUUGCACACCACUUGCUUACCCCGGCCCAGUGAAGACCAGAAUACGCUCAAGCUGAGGGACGCCGUGUUCUUUUACUUUCUUGCACUCUCCAGUACUACGCUUCUCGUAAGCUGAGGACUUCAAGACCCGCUCAAUUGACUGUUGUGACUUGUGCCCCGACACUCUGAUUACCGGCCUGUACUUACAGUCAGUGUGACACGCAAAACACCCACCAGUCUGCCAGGACUCCACUCAAUCAAGCCCGUCACGCGGCCGCGUCUCAUUCCAGCAUUCAUUGCGAGGCAACUUGGUUUAACCAUGUCCUCCAACAAGAAUGGUAGUGCUGGCGGUGGAGGCAUCGCCACCAUCUAUGUCCAUGCCGGCGCUGGCUUCCACAGUGUGCAGAACGAACAUCUACAUCUGCAGGCAUGUGAAAAGGCCGCGCGAUCAGGAAUGGCCGUCCUGCGCAAUGGUGGAUCGGCUGUAGAGGCGGUCGAAAUGGCCAUCAUGUAUCUGGAGGACACCGAAAUCACCAAUGCUGGCUAUGGCAGUAACUUGACAAUCGACGGAGAGGUCGAAUGCGACGCUACGAUCGUCAAUCAUCUUGGGCGAAGCGGCGCAGUAGGAGCUGUGUCCCAAGUUAAAAACCCCAUUAUGGUGGCACGAAGCAUCUUGAACACGUCAGGAAAGCCACUAACCCUGGCUCGUGUUCCGCCUAACUUCCUGAUCGGACGAGGUGCAAGGGACUUCGCCUAUGACCAGGGACUGGUGGUCCUGCCCCCUGAUGCUCUCGUGGCUCCGUCUGCAAAAGAGAGGUGGCGUCGCUGGCAGCAGGAGCUACAAGCCGCUGAGCACAAGGAGAGGACCAAGCUGGGGAACUAUAUCCCGUACCAGACUUGUUAUCGCCGUCCUAUUCCUGUGAACCCUGCCCAAUUGGCCAACGCUUCCAGUCCUCGUCUUCCCGCUAUGCCUGCGCCCAACGCUGUGGAUCCCGGUUACUCAGAGCCUGCAGACCCACGUUUGACCUGUACUACUGCAAGUUUGUCCCCAGCGGAACUAACCCGCACUCUUUCCGAUGCUUCUGCACUUAGGGAUGGCAGAUAUAUGGAUGGAGGGUCUUGCGCCUCCGCUGUGGAUCUCGAUGGUCUGUCAUCCGAUACCUCAGAGGCCACUGCUAGCCAGCCUGCGGAGGUGAUGGACUAUGUCAGCGAUACUGUGGGGGCCAUUGCCGUGGACAGCUGGGGCAACAUUGCGGCCGGCUCGUCUUCUGGCGGCAUCGGGAUGAAGCACUCCGGUCGUAUCGGACCUGCGGCACUCGUGGGAGUUGGCACAAGUGUGAUCCCAGCCGACCCCAACGAUCCAGAGAAGACCAGCGUCGCAGCCGUGACUUCGGGAACUGGCGAACAUAUUGCGACUACGAUGGCCGCCCACAUGUGCGCUAUGCGGGUCUACUACAGCCAAAAGAAACACAACGACGGCACAUUCGAAGAUGUUACCGAGGAAGAAGCACUGAGCUCUAUGAUUUCUUCCGAUUUCAUGGGCCAUCCCGGUGUUCGUGGAAGCAAAUGCCAAGCUGCCAUCGGCAUCGUGGCUGUCAAGAAGACCACGCAUGGUGUUUAUCUCUAUUUCGGACACAACACAGACUCAUUCGUGAUUGCUUCCAUGAGCAGCGAGGAUAAACAGCCGGUGUGUGUGAUGUCCCGCAACAAUGGCAACGGUAGCAUUGCUCAGGGCGGCCGCGCCACUCGAAGCAAACCCAUGUCGCAAGCCAAGUAGUGGCACUCAACUCAGAUCGAAGUCUGCCUUUACCAAUUACCUAGCGCACAUCUACUGUUGCGCCGAGAGUGUUGACCAGUUCACAAAGUAAGUGACUUAUUAUUCAUU
Aspergillus uvarum CBS 121591 is the source of this 1881-nucleotide messenger RNA. RefSeq names its product threonine aspartase 1. Lineage: Eukaryota; Fungi; Ascomycota; Eurotiomycetes; Eurotiales; Aspergillaceae. The transcript has 5 exons. The record is from RefSeq and is a predicted model, not a curated record. Gene Ontology annotation, molecular function: threonine-type endopeptidase activity. The coding region runs from base 316 to 1773 and encodes 485 amino acids. Gene Ontology annotation, biological process: protein maturation.